AUCGUACGGUACUUAAAGCAUAGGCAAUUGGACAAAUGGUACGUUGUGUUGAUGACGUUUACGAGUAGACCGUGACCUAAAAAUAGGCUAACGUAUUUAUUCUUUCAUCGUGAAAAUGGUAGCUAGAUUGGCGAUGGGUGGGACUAGUUUAAGGUCCAUUUUCCUGGUCCUAGCUGUAGUAGGAGGUAGCUUUGGAGUAACUAUAAUGAGCAUAGAUUUUGGAUCAGAGUGGAUGAAGAUUGCAGUGGUUGCUCCAGGAGUACCAAUGGAAAUUGCACUAAAUAAGGAAUCCAAAAGAAAGACUCCAGUUGCUGUUUCAUUUCGUGAUGGUGAACGUACCUUUGGUGAAGAUGCUUUGACUAGUGGUAUACGGUAUCCUCCUGGUAGUUUCAUAUACCUUUUAGAUCUUUUAGGCAAAAAGAUUGAUAAUCCCAUUGUUGAACUUUAUAAGAAGAGGUUUCCAUAUUUUAACAUUGAAGCUGAUCCAGACAGAAGAACUGUAGUCUUCAGAUAUGAUGAGAAAACUGGAUAUUCGGUUGAGGAGUUGGUAGCACAGCUGCUGUCAUAUGCAAAAGAAACAGCUGAAGAACACACUGAUCAGAAGCUUAAAGAUUGUGUCCUGAUUGUUCCUCCAUUUUUCAAUCAGGCUGAAAGAAGGUCCAUAUUAACUGCAGCUGAAUUAGCUGGCCUUAAGGUUUUGUCUCUCAUGUCCAGCAAUGCAGCUGUUGCCCUCAAUUACGGCAUGUUUAGAAGAAAAGAAAUAAAUAGUACUGCACAGAAUAUCUUAUUUUAUGACAUGGGAGCUUCAUCAACAACAGCUACAAUUGUGUCUUAUCAAACUGUCAAGACAAAGGAAAAAGGAUAUUCUGAAACUAACCCUCAAGUGUCUGUUUUGGGUCUUGGGUACGAUCGUACAUUAGGAGGCUUGGAAAUGCAGUUGAGGUUGAGAGAUUAUUUAGCAAGAAAAUUCACUGAAAUUAAAAGAACUCCUAAUAAUGUCUAUGACUCUCCAAAGGCCAUGGCAAAGCUCUUCAAAGAAGCUGGACGUCUAAAGAAGGUUCUUUCAGCUAACACAGAACAUCUUAGUCAGCUUGAUGACUGGAUUUAUGAUGAGGGAUUUGACGAAGAAGCAUUGGUAUACAAGGAUAAAUUGGCUUCACUGAAGCUUUUGUUUGAACCAAUAAAGGAGCGAGUACAAGAACACCAUGACCGGCCAGAAGCCAUCCAGGCAUUAUUAGACCAGAUUAAUGGAUCAUCUAUGUUCUUGCAAAGGGCCCGAGAGGCCCCUCAAGACCUUCAGCUCUUUACAGAAGUUGAAAUGACUACUGUGGAAAAUUUGAUAGUUGAUACACAGAAAUGGCUUGAAGAGAAGGAAGAAUUACAAGAAAAUACUCCUCUGAAUGAGACCCCAAAAUUGAUGAUAUCUGAAAUAGCUGAAAAGAUGGCCAACUUGGAUAGAGAGAUUAAAUACCUAGUUAACAAGGGCAAAAUUGUCAAGGCUAAAAAAGACCGUGAAGCUGCAGAAGCAAAAGCAAAAGCUGAAAAAGAAGCAAAAGAGGCAGAAAAGGAAAAAACAAAGAAAAAAAAUUCAUCUUAUGAAGCUGGAGAAAAGAGGAUCAUUCCAGAUGAGGAGAAUCAGGACACCAACCCAGAAAUGGAACUGCAAGACUCAGAGGAAGAUAUCAUGAGUGAGGAGCAUAAAGUUGGUGAAGGAACUGAGACUGGUAGCAAAGAGCAGUUGCCAGAGAUGUUCCAAGAAGAAAGUCAAGAAAAUAAUAGUGAAGAAGAUAGAAGGAAAGGAAGUUCACCUAUAUAUUCUAGUGAUGAAAAUAAAGAUGGAGACAACAGUACACCUCGCACUGAAUUGUGAGUUAAGCCAAAGAGUAACCACAAGUUUGAUUUUGGUAUUUGUAUAACUAAAAAUGUGUUUUUUUUAGCAGAAAGUGUGGAAUUGGAACAAUAAAUAUAACUUCAACAUUGUAAGACAAAAUGCAUACCCUGUACAUUUGAGUAAUUUAUUAUAUAUAUUUUUUUUAUGUCCAAGGGCACAAAAAAUUAAUGUAUAUUAGUAGUCUCUUGUGUGCUUUUAACCAUCAUCAAGAUUGUAUAACUUCACGAAAACUAAAUGUUUAGAAUUUUUUCUCAAUAUUGAGCCCCUGAACCCCUAUUACCUUUAUAUUGCACAUAAUGUAUAAACAGAAUAUUUGUGGUUAAUCAGUAUUGGUGAAUUAUAAAUUUACUUUUUAAAUAUGUGGACAAAUUCAUCAGAAGGAUUAUGUACUGGUUAUCAGAAUAGGAAAAGAAAUAUAUGUGAAUGUUGUAUGUUUUGAAUAUGUGCUUUAUACCAAAGGCCUUUAUUUCUUGAUGUAGGUAACAUUCCAUGAUGAAUUAUUGUAAGUUAUUUGUUAGUCUGAUCUGUAUAGUCAAAAUGUUAAACUUUGAAUUUAAAAAGCUGUCUGGAUUUGAUUCUUAAUUUUGUUGUCUGAGAUUUUUAUUUAUUUGCCCCUUUGGUAUUUCUAGAAUUGAAUUGAAAUUAAAUUUAGGCAGGACAGCACUGUAUAUUAUUUUUUUUUACACCAUAACUUGCUCUUGAAAUUCUAUUUAUCCAUCAAUUACCAGGCAGCCAUUUUUCUGUCCAUAUUGCACGAAAUCAUCAUUAUUAUUUUACUUGUGGUGUGGUGUAUCUUUUUGAAAUCCUUUAUUUUUAGCGUAUGGUAAUGGAAAUAGGUUUCUGUUUACUAGGCAUCAAUUAAAUGACUUCAUAAUCUUGAUGUCAUCUUUGAUUGUUGAAAUAGUUGGUAAAUGAAAACAAUAUUGGUAUCAAAGUCAUCAAACUUGAGAUUAAUACCCAAAUACCUAUAGAUCAGAAGGAUUUUGAUGAUUUAUUAUUGUGCUAAAUUCUUAGUUGAUAAAUAUUCUUAUAUGGUGGGUAACCAAGAUAUUUGCCAAUGAAACUGAAGGUUUAAGUUUUUGGUGGCAAAAUUGUUUGCCAGUGAGAUUGGAAGAGGAAUAUCUUCAAUUGUUUUUUUGUAAUACAGUCUCAUUUUGUGUCAUUCAGUUCUUUAUGCCUUCAGAAAAUUAUUUGCAAAAUUUGAGAUUGUAUUGUAUUCAUCGUUAGUGAUGAAUACUAAUUUUUGUAUUGAUAUUUGUAAAAUAUAGACCAUGAAUAAUACUGGAAAUAGUGGCAGUAAGGAGCAAUUUGAUUAAAGGCCUCAGUCAUAUUUAUAUUUACUUAUUCUGGCAAAUUCAGUAUAAAGAAACUGUUCCAUCUCAACAUUCAUGUGGAGGCCAAAAAUCAGUAUGGUGUAAUUUCAUAAUUCUUAAUUCAUAAUUUAUUUUGAUUUGUGUUGGGUUUUUAUAAAUCUGAAGUAAUGUGAGUUAAAAAGUUUGGGUUGUAUGCCCUUCAGGAAGAUUUGGUUGGCAAUACUGUCAUCUCCAAAGAACUUUGUAUGUUAUACGAUAAAGUUUAUUAUGUACCUUUAUCUAUCAUGUUUGAAUAGACUCAGAAAUGCCAAUUUUAUUCUUUUGAAAGGCGGGUAGUUAUUUAAUUAGGUAAGCAAGGCUCAUUGUAUGUUAUAAGUAGUAUUUAUUUGACUUCCUUAAUUAAUAUAAAAGUAUAAUAUGGCUGAAUUAUGAUUGCCAUGUCAAUGAUCAUCAUUUAAGAUGUAAAAAGUCCUGAUUUGUAUGGUAAUUUAAAGAGAGCAUGACAAAUAUUUGUGUCUGUCAAGUAUGGUGCCUUGCUUUAUUCUGUGUGACACUCAUGUUAAUAAAGAAAAAAGAAAG
Molecule: messenger RNA, 3783 nt
Organism: Macrobrachium nipponense
Lineage: Eukaryota; Metazoa; Arthropoda; Malacostraca; Decapoda; Palaemonidae
Product: hypoxia up-regulated protein 1-like
Biological process (GO): endoplasmic reticulum unfolded protein response
Cellular component (GO): endoplasmic reticulum chaperone complex
Molecular function (GO): ATP binding; ATP-dependent protein folding chaperone
Source: RefSeq, a predicted model, not a curated record